This is a messenger RNA of Maudiozyma saulgeensis, 2742 nucleotides long. The record is from the annotation of a GenBank genome assembly. Lineage: Eukaryota; Fungi; Ascomycota; Saccharomycetes; Saccharomycetales; Saccharomycetaceae.
AUGCUGAGCACAGAAAUCUUUUCAAAGCAGAGCAUUACUCAACCAGGCCCAUAUGAUAAAAAUAUAACUCUUAACUCUAAACAGGACAUUUCAAUGAAUUCACAGAUAAGAAUGAGACCUAAACUUGGGAAAAUUGACCAUACUAAGCCUUCUCGUCUUUCAUUACCCCCUAUGGAUAAUCAUGUUCCUUACAAAAUUACUUCAAAGAUUAAUAACAGUAGAUCUCAAGUCAGAUUUUCUAUACCAGAUCUAAACAUGGUAGAUGACGAUUGUUCUUAUAUAUCAAUAUCGAACUCCCCACAGAAAAUUGUGUUUCCUAGAGAACCUAUUGAAAAUAGAGAACUUGAUGAUGAGGAAUUGACAAGCAUAUAUUCUGAUUCCCAAAUAUCGUCACUAGGUUAUUUAAGAGAUUUUAAGUCACCAACAAAGAGAGAACCAAAAAAUCUAUUGAAGGAUAAAUUGAAUUUAGUAGACUUACAAACAAAAGUGAUGAUAGACGUGCCUGAAAGCAUAUGGAAAUAUCAUGAAAGUCAGAGAAAAAAUAAUAAUAGUAAAAACACCCCCGGUCACAGGAAAACAAAAUCAAUGCAUAAUAUUUUUAAUCCAUAUAGAGAUAUGAAGAAAUUCAAGGAACCUAAUUCAUCAUUCGUAUCUCAGGAAUGGGUCCCUUCUCAUCAAAGAUCGAAAUCGUUACAGUCAAUAAUUGCCGAAACUGUAAAAAUAUAUCAUGAAGAAGAUCAAACUAAGUUUAAUGAUGACACAUCAUUGUCUACUUUUAAUGAAACUGUCAGCACGGUUUCACCACUAAACAUACGGCAACCAGGGGUGUAUUCAAAAAGUACUAAGAAAUCUCACUUGUUUUUAACCUCUGAAUCUCCAUUAAACAAAUACAAAGUCUCAGUACCAUUAGAAAUUAAUCUACCUCCAUACUUAUCACCCCAAAAUAAAGAGAAAAAUUAUCAUAGGAAAAAUUUAAUUUAUAAUGGUCAAGGAUAUAGUACGUUUAAUGAGGAUUCAGAAGAUACAACACCAGAAUCUGAAAGAACAAAAUCUCUGCCAGAAGAGGAUGAGGGAUCAAGUUUUAUUUUGGAUUCACUUAUUGGUGACGAUUCUCUACCAUUUGCAACAAACGAUAUAUCAAUUGAUGUGGGAAACAAAACUGUAGAAGAUACAGAUGUAUUCCUCGGUAUUGAUGAACAAGCCAAUGUUAAUUUAAAAUUACAAAACAGAAACAUUAGAUCGAACUCAAAAACUCCCAAGAGGCCACCUCUUCCGACAAAAGAUUCUCAAUUCAAAUUUCCAAGUUCCACCACCAAGGAUAUCGUGAGCCCAAAUAAAGUGUCAUUACCACAAGAUAAUACUAAACCUAACAGUGAGGCCCUAGAGAUUCUUGCAACUCCAUCGAAGAGUAUUGUCAUACCAUGUUUAGACGACGCUGAUUACCAAACCCCUAAGAAUCCAAGUACGAACGGUUCCCUGAAAUUUUUUGAAAACUUCGAACCUCUUUCCAAUGAGGAUCAAAAUACUUUGAACAUAGCAAAAGACCCAAGUAGGGUCAAUGGUAAACUGAAUCUCGCUUUCAAAUUUCCAUUCAACAAGGCAAAUAAUAGAACAUUAGAAUGUACCAAUAACAAUUCGGUGGAAGAAACAACAGAUUUUCUAAAAGUUGCACCCACAUCAGUAGAUCGUGGAUUUGAAGAAAGACGUCAAAGAUUGAUUCACAAUCAGUCAGUUCAUAAAUCACCUGUUAAUAAACUUGGGCAUGCACAUAGAAGGACACAAAGUAUCCACAACAUUGAAUUCACUGUAUUUGAUGACAUGAUAGCACCUCAAUCGUCCUUCGAUGCUGCCUCGACUCCCCAAAAGGAUGACAACGCAGCUCCAGAAGUUCCAGAUAGAUCGCCAUUUAGAAAUCUAACUUCAGUAGUAGCAGAGUCACCAGUUAUUAAAAUCUCUCCUCCUCCUGAGAAAACACAGGACAGUAUAAUAUUAAUCUCCGAAAGGAUUAUAUCCUCUUCACCAAAAUUAGGAAUCAUGAAUGCCAGUAGACCCCUUUCUUCGAUCCAGUCAUUUAGUAAACCGGUGUCUUAUAAAGAUAUUAGAAAUAUGCAUGCGAAUGAAAACAUAGUGAUACCAGAUGAUAUUCUUACAAAUAAGACUGCACCUAUCAAAAACUUCAAUAGUCUAUCUCCUAGAAGAAGUUUAUCAAAUAACGGUAGUCAUCAGUCAUCAUCUGCAACAUCUUAUACUAAUUCUCAAUUUUCGAAAGCCUCAUUUACUACGGUCGACACAGAUAUGGAAGCUAUUCAAGAGAUUACGGAGACAGAGUUGAUUAAAAAGAAUAAUAUCCCAGCUAAUCAUCCGUCUACAUCGAAAGAGAGGAAAAAAGAGAACGACUCAAGUUUCGAAAUUGUUAAAGAAAUCAGGGAUGGUAAAGAAAUUGAUGUUAUUAUACUAGAUGAUGUGGAAGAACCUCUGAAAGCUACCUCUAAGAGGAAGAAAAAAUCGAGUCGUACAAGACUACCAAAGAAUAAGGAUUACAAUACUAUUCUAGAUAUGUGUGAAAAUACGGCAUCUGAGGCGAAGGAUAUUAUUUACAAAUUAGUAUCAGAAACAGAACCAUUAAAUGUUAACGAAAAUGGUGAAAAGAGUAUGCAAAACAUCUCUUCGAAAAACGAUCAACGUGAGCGUUAUUUAAAAAGAUUCAACCGAACGAUGAGGGUGACCUCAAACGUAAAAUAG